AACGGUCGUCACGUACAACGUCAGCUCGGAAAGUGUUUUGAAAGGAGAUGGCUGGUUAGCUGGUGAGCGAUUGGGAUUACACUACAGCGGAAAACGUUUCCAAUUGGUCAGAUUAUGAAGGGUGAAAGAUCCAGACUGGACUCCCCCCUGUUCGGGUGAUGGCAGAUCGUCUGCAGUCAUAUGACAGUAACUCCAGUGACUCCGAAAACUGGGAUCGAAACGCAACAAGCCGACCUCGCAAACUCUGCAAACAUUUGAGCAGCAGUCAGGCCCGAGCAUCUCGAGUGGAGGCUGAAGAGAGGAAGAUGAGCCUGCAUGGUGCCAGUGGAGGCUCUGACCGCUCACGUGACCGCCGCCGCUCAAGCGAUCGCUCCAGGGACUCCUCGCAUGAGAGAGAGGGCCAGCUCACCCCCUGCAUUCGCAACGUCACCUCACCAACCCGCCAACACAACAGUGAGCGGGAACGAGAUGGGGGACCAUCAUCGAGGCCCAGUAGUCCACGACCUCAAAGAGUCUCCCCCAGUGGCUCGAGCAGCAGUGGGGUGGUGAGCAGUCGCAACAGCAGCCUGUCCAGUACUGAAGGUACCUUCAAGAGUUUGGCAGUUGGAGAAUUGGUUUUCGUCUAUGAGAAUCCGAAGGAUGUAGGAGCAGGUGCCACUGUUGGAAACCGAAACCUAAGGACCUCAGAAAGAGUUACUCUGAUUGUUGACAACACACGCUUUGUAGUAGAUCCUUCAAUCUUCACUGCACAACCUAACACAAUGUUGGGCAGAAUGUUUGGAUCUGGAAGGGAACAUAAUUUCACACGGCCCAACGAGAAGGGGGAGUACGAGGUGGCUGAGGGCAUUAGUUCAACAGUUUUCCGUGCAAUCCUGGAUUACUACAAAUCUGGGAUAAUCCGCUGUCCUGAUGGGAUCUCCAUCCCUGAGUUGCGGGAGGCAUGUGACUAUCUAUGCAUCUCCUUUGACUACAGCACCAUUAAGUGCAGAGACCUUAGUGCCCUGAUGCACGAGCUGUCCAAUGACGGAGCUCGACGACAGUUUGAGUUCUACCUGGAGGAAAUGGUUCUGCCUUUAAUGGUUGCCAGUGCCCAGAGCGGCGAGAGGGAAUGUCAUAUUGUUGUUCUUACUGAUGAUGAUGUGGUUGACUGGGAUGAAGAAUAUCCUCCACAAAUGGGAGAAGAGUAUUCACAGAUCAUCUACAGCACAAAAUUGUACAGAUUUUUCAAGUACAUUGAGAACCGAGAUGUCGCUAAAUCAGUCUUAAAGGAGAGGGGAUUGAAGAAAAUAAGGCUUGGCAUUGAAGGCUACCCAACAUAUAAGGAAAAGGUCAAAAAAAGACCUGGAGGUCGCCCAGAGGUCAUUUACAACUACGUCCAGAGGCCCUUUAUCCGCAUGUCCUGGGAGAAGGAAGAGGGUAAAAGCCGCCACGUGGACUUCCAGUGCGUGAAGUCCAAGUCCAUCACAAACCUGGCUGCAGCAGCAGCAGAUAUUCCCCAGGACCAGCUGGUGGUGAUGCACCCUGGCCCCCAGGUGGAUGAACUUGACAUCCUCCCUAAUCACCCCCCCAGUGGGAAUCACUACAGCAACAACUACAGCAAUGAGCCUGACCCUGAUGCACCUUCACCUGCUGUGUGAGGACAUGAAGGUCCUCUUUCAAUGCCUCUGCCCCUCUCCUCCUCCUCUAGUCCUCCUCCCAGCAUGCUGCAGCAUGGAGCGCCAGGGGCACCAUAACCAUAUUGCCUUGACACCUCCUUUGCAGCCUUAGAGCCUCAAGAACCUGGGUGACUGUGGAGAAAGAAUGAUGAAGGACAUGAAGGACUGGUUAAAGAAAAAGUUCACUGUUACUUUCAUUUUGUUUUUUACUUGACCAAAGGAAUUUAUUUUUCUGUUUGGGGGGGGGGAAAUUAGUAAAACACUUAUUAACAUUAUUAUUUACAAUGUUAUUGUACCUUAAUUUGACAGGUUUGGCGGAGCACUUUUGUGGUGUCACUGUUUUCUCACAGUUUUUAUUUCGAAGAUAAGUUUGAUUUCGAUUCUCUUCGGUGGCCUAACUACUAAAGGGGGGAAGAAUACGAGACUUAUUAGGAGAUAACUUUCUGAUGAUGGAGAAAAUCUGCUAUCAUCACUUAGUGUCAUGAUCUCCAGUUGAGCUCCUCAGAUGUCUUUGAAUCUUGUAAUUGGCUAUGUAUUCAUUGGCUGGAUCUGAAAUGUGACGUUAUGCUCCUCCCACAGCCGUGAUAUUAAGCAGAGCACAGGCUGUUGUGAUCUGAAUCUUAUUUUGCAAAGCUUGAAAUUGUUGUUUAAAAAUAAAAGUUAAAAUCAUGAAAUAAAGACAUCAACAUAA
Messenger RNA from Labrus mixtus (cuckoo wrasse), 2346 nucleotides. RefSeq names its product BTB (POZ) domain containing 10b (gene btbd10b). The coding region runs from base 159 to 1637 and encodes 492 amino acids. The transcript is spliced from 9 exons. NCBI's taxonomy places the organism in Eukaryota, Metazoa, Chordata, Actinopteri, Labriformes, Labridae. Gene Ontology annotation, biological process: positive regulation of phosphorylation. Gene Ontology annotation, cellular component: cytoplasm. Gene Ontology annotation, molecular function: protein binding. The record is from RefSeq and is a predicted model, not a curated record.